This is a messenger RNA of Panonychus citri (citrus red mite), 2621 nucleotides long. RefSeq names its product ATP-dependent RNA helicase DDX3X-like (gene bel). Bases 217 to 2238 code for a protein of 673 amino acids. Gene Ontology annotation, biological process: gamete generation; cell differentiation. Lineage: Eukaryota; Metazoa; Arthropoda; Arachnida; Trombidiformes; Tetranychidae. Gene Ontology annotation, molecular function: RNA helicase activity; ATP binding; RNA binding. The record is from RefSeq and is a predicted model, not a curated record. Gene Ontology annotation, cellular component: P granule; nucleus. The transcript has 4 exons.
UAUUACGAUAGAUGUCGUAGCGAAUGGCGUAGUAGCGUGAGGAACAAAGGAAGUUGAAAUUUUAGAUUUGGUGUCGGCUUGUUAACAAUUUUUUCUUGUGUCAAUUUAUUUAUAUUUAAUUAUAAUUAGGUGGAACCAAUUCUGUUCUAUCGUCUAUUUAAUCGUAAAUAAGAAGAAAAAAAGAAACAUUAGUAACACAAUAUUAGUAUUAUUACAAUGGUGGAUCGAGGUGGAAUGAGAGGUAUGAGACCAGGACGAGGACGAGGAGGUACUAAUACCUUCAGAAGUGAACGCGAUAAUGAUUGGAGGAAUCCUAAAGCAAUUAACGAAGAGUCACCUGGUCAUGGUGGUGGUGGAGGUGGAGGGUAUGUUGCCGGUGGUGGUGGCGGUGGUCCUGCUAAUUAUGGAGGAGGAUUUAAUAGUUAUAGAGGAGGUUCCAAUAAAGGCUAUUUUACUGGUGGUGGUGGUCAUGGAGGUGGAUAUGGAGGUGGCGGUGGUUAUGGUGGUGGUGGCCGUGGUUAUAGUGGAAAUGGUAGCUCAUAUCAUCAUCAAUCAAAUGCUUCAUAUAACUUUAGUUAUAAUCAACAUGACUCAAGCGCCUGGACUCAUUUACAACCUAAAAAUGAUAUGCUUGAAAGAAGUUUAUUUGGUGAAGGUCACACUGGAAUUAAUUUUGACAAGUAUGAAGAUAUACCUGUUGAAAUGUCUGGUGCUGAAUGUCCUGAAAAUGUUGAAAGUUUUAAAGAUAUCGAAUUUACUGAAAUAGUCCGUAAUAACGUUGAACUAGCCGGUUAUACAAGACCUACACCAGUUCAAAAAUAUGCUAUCCCUGUAAUCUUGAAGAAAAGAGAUUUAAUGGCCUGUGCACAAACUGGUUCCGGUAAAACUGCUGCUUUUUUGGCACCAAUUCUUAAUAUGAUCUUUGCUAAUGGACCUCCAAGAGAUAUGCCACCUUCACGAUCUGGUUCUAAGAUAAAACAAUAUCCAUUGGCUUUAGUUCUUGCCCCUACUCGUGAACUUGCUGUACAGAUAUACGAUGAAGCUUGUAAAUUUGCUUAUAGAUCAUGUGUCAGACCUUGUGUUGUUUAUGGUGGAGCUGAUCCGGUCGCUCAAAUGAGAGAUUUAGACAAAGGAUGCCAGGUUUUAGUAGCAACUCCUGGUAGAUUGAUUGAUAUGACGGAAAGAGGUAAAGUUGGACUGGAUAUGGUUAAAUAUCUAGUUCUAGAUGAAGCUGAUCGUAUGUUGGAUAUGGGUUUUGAACCUCAAAUUCGUAAAAUUGUUCAACAAGAUACCAUGCCGCCGGUCGGUACACGUCAAACUCUUAUGUUUUCAGCUACUUUUCCAAAGAAAGUUCAAGAACUGGCUCGUCAAUUCCUUGACAAUUAUAUCUUCUUAGCUGUUGGUAGAGUUGGUAGUACCUCUGAAAAUAUUACACAAAAAUUUUAUUGGGUCGGUGAAUUAGAAAAAAGAUCAAUUCUUUUAGAUAUUCUUACAGCCGAUGGAUUAACAAACUCCGAUCCUCCAGCCUCUGAUUCAUUGACAUUGGUAUUUGUUGAGACCAAAAAGGGAGCUGAUUCCUUAGAAACUUUCUUGGACCGUGAAGGAUAUCCAGUAACAAGUAUUCACGGUGAUAGAUCUCAGAGAGAGCGUGAAGAAGCAUUAAUGUCCUUUAAAACAGGUCGAACACCGAUUCUAGUGGCUACCGCUGUUGCUGCUAGAGGACUUGACAUACCCAAUGUGAAACAUGUUAUUAACUUUGAUCUUCCAACUGAUAUUGAGGAAUAUGUUCACCGUAUCGGACGUACCGGAAGAGUUGGUAAUUUAGGUACUGCGACUUCAUUUUUCAAUGAGAAAAAUAAAAACAUGGCAGCAGAUCUAGUUGAUCUUCUAACUGAGGCUAAACAAGAAAUACCAACAUGGUUAACGACUCUCGGUAAAGACGUACAAAGUGAACAAAGGAGCUCUAAUCAAAGAAAAUAUGGACAAAGAAGAUUCGGUGCCGGUGGUUUCGGUUCUCGUGAUUAUCGUCAAUUUGAACGAGGGGGUGUUCGUUCAAAUGGUCCAAGUAGAAAUGUCUCAAAUGUUCCCUAUGGAAGUAACAAUUUUGCUGGCUACAAUGGAGCUGCUCCUCCUCCUCAACAACCACAACAACAGGGUGGCUCAUACAUGGGCUAUCGUGGGGGUAAUUCAUACGGCGGUAAUUACAAUUCAGGAACUGACUGGUGGGGGGGUUCUUAAACUUAAUUCGUAAUUUUUUGUAACACAUAUACAAACACACUAACAAAACUACACAACACAAACAACAACAACACACACACACAACACAACACAACACACACUCUCUCUUUCUCUCUAUCUCUUGAAAUGACAAUUGAAAAUUGUCAAAACUCCUUUUGAUUGUUUCAAUCAUUGAAACAGUCAAAACAAUGAUAAUAAUAAUUAAUUAAUCUAAAAACAAAACAAAAAAGAAAUCAACACGUAAAAACGGAUUAUCUCAAAAUGAGGAUUUUGAAUACAAGUAACAAACAAAACAAAACAAACAAUUAACAAGAUAACUGAUCAAUCCGAAUGAAAAAAAAAACGAAAUCAUAUCUGAGUCAAAAUAAACUAUUUAUACUUUA